AUGUUUGAUUCUCUUAUACACUGUAACUCGUCUCUUAGUGAUAUAUCGAAAUACAACUAUCUAGUGAGUUUCUUACGAGGUCCUCCUUUAGCUUUGGUAUCUAGUACUCCACUUGCCAAUCAAAAUUAUAAUAUAGCAUAUCAAGCCUUAAAAAAUAAGUACGAUAAGAAACGUUUGAUUGCAAAAGCUCACUGGCAGGCUCUAGAAAAUAUUAAGCCCAUCUCUAACGAAAAUAAUCAUGAAGCUCUAAGAAAUAUGAUUGAUAUUUAUACUCGUUUAUCUAAAUUUUUCCUCCCCAUCCAAUUGUGUGGCAUCGGGAAAAAUAUUUCCAAAGGUUCUCACGGUGUUAGAUGCAACAUUAAACCUAUUGGAAAGUCUGAUCCGAUCUACUCCUUGGAGUUUAUUAUAUUAAACGAAAUUAGUGAUAAUUUACCGAUUAAUUCUCUUCCCGUUGAACAGUUCUCAAAGUUUUCUCAAUUGCCCUUAGCUGAUCCCAACUUUCACCUCUCUAAACCCGUAGAUAUACUUUUGGGUGCAGAUAUUUAUGGUUUCUUGAUAACAGGAAACAAACUCCUCUCAGAUCCAGAUCAACCCGUCGCUUUAGAAACUAUAUUUGGAUGGAUAAUUACAGGAAGAGUUAAAACAUCUAGUGUUUCACUCUCUGUAAACUCAUACUUUCUUACCUCUUAUGCUUCCUUGGAUCAAUCACUUCAAAGAUUCUGGGAGUUAGAGGACGUUCCACAAUCCUCGACGCUUUCUUCAGAUGAAAAGCUUGCCGAAGAACACUUUUGUAAAACAUUUUCACGCACUCUUUCUGGACGUUAUAAAGUAUCUUUACCAUUUAAAACUUUGGAACCGAUCUUUGAAGGUUCUAGAGAUGUCGCCCUUCGUAGAUUUUUCUCGCUCGAAAAACGAUUGCUUCGAAACCCCCAAUUGUAUUCUCAAUAUUCUAAUUACAUGCGUGAAUAUUUAGAUUCUCAAUAUAUGAUUGCCGUGCAAAAUCCUUCUCCCAACGCUCAUUCUUAUUAUCUGCCUCAUCAUUGCGUAAUCCGACCAGAUAGUCUCACGACCAAACUUAGAGUUGUCUUUGAUGCUUCCGCUCGAGAUUACACAAAUAAAUCUUUGAAUGACACUCUCUUAACUGGGCCAAAAUUACAGUCAGAUAUUUUAUCUAUUUUACUUCGAUUUAGAUCUCAUUUGAUUGUAUUUGCUAGCGAUAUUAAACAAAUGUUUUGUCAAAUUCUUGUUAAUGAAAAUCAUACUGAAUACCUCAAAAUUUUAUGGCGAUUUAACGCUAAUGAGCCCAUUCAAGAAUACAAACUUACUCGCGUUACUUUUGGUUUAAGCUGUAGCCCAUUUUAG
This is a messenger RNA of Sitophilus oryzae (rice weevil), 1362 nucleotides long. RefSeq lists its product as uncharacterized. The coding region runs from base 1 to 1362 and encodes 453 amino acids. The record is from RefSeq and is a predicted model, not a curated record. The transcript has 2 exons. Lineage: Eukaryota; Metazoa; Arthropoda; Insecta; Coleoptera; Curculionidae.